UGCGCUUUGGCUUUAGCUCCCAUCCCAUAUAUGUUAUGCUACUAUGCAUCACUUCCACUCACCUUUCUCUCUCUCUCUCUCUCUCUCUCGCACGCACGUUGCCGCCUCAGAAAUCUCGUGCUCUCUCAUUCCAUCAUCUAUGGCGUCCAUCAUCGAAUCUGGUUGGCAGUGACUUUCAACUGGCAUGUUUGGGAAGUUUCUUUCUACAUGAAAGCGUUUUCUUCUUAUCUGGACUUCCUUUUAUAUGGCUCGAGAGGGCAGGAUGGCUGAGCAAGUACAAGAUUCAGGCAAAAAUUAAUAGUCCUGCAGCUCAGGAGAAGUGUAUUGCUCGCCUGUUGCUUUAUCAUUUUGGUGUCAAUCUACCUGUUAUGAUUUUUUCAUAUCCUGUCUUCAGAUUCAUGGGAAUGCGGAGUAGUCUUCCCCUACCAUCCUGGAAAGUAGUUUUUACUCAAAUAAUCUUUUACUUCAUUUUGGAGGACUUUAUAUUCUACUGGGGACAUAGGAUAUUGCACACAAAAUGGUUAUACAAGCAUGUACACAGUGUUCAUCAUGAGUAUGCUACUCCAUUUGGACUUACUUCUGAAUAUGCUCAUCCUGCUGAGAUACUUUUCCUUGGGUUUGCAACCAUUUUUGGUCCUGCCAUCACUGGGCCGCACUUGAUAACUCUCUGGUUAUGGAUGGUGCUGAGAGUCCUAGAGACAGUUGAGGCACAUAGCGGUUACCAUUUUCCAUGGAGUCCCUCAAACUUCAUUCCAUUGUAUGGGGGAGCUGAUUUUCACGACUAUCAUCACCGUUUGCUGUACACCAAAUCUGGGAACUAUUCAUCAACUUUUACUUACAUGGACAGGAUAUUUGGAACUGAUAUAGGGUACAGAAAGUUGAAAGCAUUGAAGAGCCCAGGAGUUGAAGACUACGAGCAAAAAAAACAAUUAGAACAAAUGUUUGGGAAAAUCCAGAACGAUUAGAAAGUUGAUUUCCAACCUAAGGGUAUAUCUGAAAAAUGUCUGUCCUAUCAACUGUUCUUGUGUUUUGGAAGCUGGUCUUGUCGACAAAGUGCUCAUGGUUUUUUUUUUUUUUUGGGGGGGGACAUUUAUGCCCUGUUAUUCAAAGAACUUUAUUAGUGACAGUGGUUUCAAUUUUGGGAUGUCUCCUCAUUGCUCAUCUAAAUUCUUGAUAUGCUGUAUACUACUGUUAUUUGUGUGAAUUGAAUUGAGUCAAAGUGACCAUUCAGAUAGAGGAGAGAACUGGGAAUCCAAAGAAAAUCCAGGAUAAAUUGAUCCCACAUGUGCCACAUUAAAUGGUUUUUGUUGAUAUUCGUUUAGUUUGAUCCCACAAUCGAAAUACUAGGGAAGAGUAUUAAUCUCCUCCUGCUUUUUACAUGCUUUCUGUCCGAGUGAAAGCAACUCCAAAGAAAAAUGAUUAUAUAUGUAUAUAAUUGACUCCUUUAAAAAUGAGGUUUACUUUAAAAUGAAAGUGAAGAGUUA
Gastrolobium bilobum is the source of this 1484-nucleotide messenger RNA. RefSeq names its product methylsterol monooxygenase 2-2-like. Gene Ontology annotation, molecular function: C-4 methylsterol oxidase activity; iron ion binding. The transcript is spliced from 7 exons. Bases 36 to 965 code for a protein of 309 amino acids. Gene Ontology annotation, biological process: sterol biosynthetic process; 4-alpha-methyl-delta7-sterol oxidation. The record is from RefSeq and is a predicted model, not a curated record. NCBI's taxonomy places the organism in Eukaryota, Viridiplantae, Streptophyta, Magnoliopsida, Fabales, Fabaceae.